Messenger RNA from Peniophora sp. CBMAI 1063, 645 nucleotides. The record is from the annotation of a GenBank genome assembly. Lineage: Eukaryota; Fungi; Basidiomycota; Agaricomycetes; Russulales; Peniophoraceae.
AUGUCUGGUGUCAAUGACUACAGUACCACCCAGGCCGGCGGCGGCGUCAGCAAUGAUCCCAAUUCCGAUAUAACCACCUCCGCUCGCGAUGACCGCGCUGAUGAACACGGCUCGACCUCCGCUGCUGGCCCCUCUCCUGCCCAUGGACGCUCGGGUUAUGGGCAAGGUUCGACCGGCGGUGGUGAUUUUCUCGACGAUCCAGCGUUAGCACAAUCGUAUGACGACGAUUACUAUGGCGAGCCUGGCUACGGUACAGGUCGUCCCGAUACUGGUGGCCCGAUGGGAGGGAUGGACACUACCAGCGGGCUCGAUCGUCGCGGUCUGUUAAAGAUGGGUCUUGCUGCAGGUGUGGGUGGACGCAGUUCUGACGGGACCGAUCCUCCCGCGAAACAUGAAUCGGGAUACGGGACGGGAACACCUGACGAGGGCGGCCCCCCUGGCGGCCUGGAUACCGUGAGCGGAGUGAAUCGUCGGGGCGAGAUCAUAACGGGUCUUGGCCCUGGUCCUGGUGGGCGAAUCAGUCGGCCUCACAAGGCGACCAUGAUGGAGAAGCUGCGCGGCACGACUGAGCAGGUGGCCGGUAAAAUGACGGGGAAUACUGAGUUGACCAAUCGCGGUGGCGAACGCAAGCGCGGCGAAUUGUGA